Miscanthus lutarioriparius is the source of this 696-nucleotide messenger RNA. The record is from the annotation of a GenBank genome assembly. NCBI's taxonomy places the organism in Eukaryota, Viridiplantae, Streptophyta, Magnoliopsida, Poales, Poaceae.
AUGACCACGGCAGGAGAGAUGGAUUCGACGGCAGGCGGCGAGGACCUGGAGCCGCUCUUCGACUACAAGCGAGUGCAGCCCAGGAUGACCUUCUCCUUCGACGACAGCGACCUGGAGGCGGCCGACAUCUUCAAGCACUGCAACAAGCGCCCCAAGGUCCACGCCACCACGGAGAAGGAGGAGAGUAAGCCAGAUGAGGAGGCUGCCGCCCCCAAGGUGGUGGUCCUCGACGAGGAGGAUUGGUUGCAGCCCCCGCCGCCCAAGGCCGCAUUCAGGGCCCCGGCAGAGGAGGAUAGUACGUUUCGUGAACUGAGGUUGAAGAAACAGGAGUGGGCAAAAUUUGCUGAGUCAGCUCAGGAUAUAUUGCAAAAGAUGGACGCAAUCACCAACAAAGAAGUUGGUCCAAAGGAACCACCUGAACAAAUAAUUCUGGAUGAGGAGUCUGAACCUCCAGUCCAGAAAGCAAGGGAAAAGAUUGUCAUAUCAAUUCAGGACAAGGAUGGGCAUCAACAGAUGCGUGUAUACAAGGACGAGAAGUUUGACAAGCUUCUCAAGGUGUACGCCAAGAAGACAAAGCUGAACCCAUCUGAUUUGUAUUUUGUAUUUGAUGGUGAGAAGAUUAACCCAUCAUCUACACCUCAGGACCUUGAUCUUGAGGAUGAAGACAUGAUUGAGGUGCGCCGUAAGCGGAGUUGA